UUUGUCCUCGCUGCCUUCGCAACCCUUGUUUACUACAAUGCCAUCGAGCUGAUCGUGCUCUGCUUGGCCACCUUCAAGCGCUGCGGCAGCCUGUACUUCUGGUGCUUGCUCAUCACCUCGAUCAGCCUGAUCCCACACGUCAGCGGAUAUGUCCUUCUCUUCUUCCGCCAGGAUGUCUCGCGGUAUGCCGCCGUUUCGCUCAUUAUUAUCGGCUGGAUCUGCACCGUCACCGGGCAGUCGCUGGUCCUCUGGUCGCGUCUGCAUUUCGUCCUUCAUAACCCCCGCCUCAUCAAAGGCCUUCUUGUCAUGAUCAUCGUCAAUGCGUUCCUCUUGCACACGCCCAUAACCGUCCUUCUUUUCGGCACCGUCUCUCCAAGGCCCUCCUUGUCGCACACCUUCUCUGUCGGAUACAAUAUCAUGGAACGGAUCCAGCUCGUGGGGUUCUGCAUCCAGGAAUUCAUCCUCUCCGGCGUGUAUGUUUGGGAAACGACUAAAAUGUUGCGCCUGCGCUCAGAAGCACACCACCGCCGGAUCCUCGCGCAAUUGCUCGCCAUGAACGUCGUCGUGCUGGUCAUCGACCUGGUCGUCGUCAUCGUCGAGUACAUAGGCUUCUACGCGGUGCAGGUGAUGUUCAAGCCCGUCGCGUACAGCAUCAAGUUGAAGCUUGAGUACGCGGUGCUCGGCCGCCUGGUGCAGAUUGCGCAGGGCGGCUCUGCGGCGGCCUCU
Molecule: messenger RNA, 726 nt
Organism: Aspergillus versicolor CBS 583.65
Lineage: Eukaryota; Fungi; Ascomycota; Eurotiomycetes; Eurotiales; Aspergillaceae
Exons: 1
Source: RefSeq, a predicted model, not a curated record